Molecule: messenger RNA, 360 nt
Organism: Episyrphus balteatus (marmalade hoverfly)
Lineage: Eukaryota; Metazoa; Arthropoda; Insecta; Diptera; Syrphidae
Exons: 2
Coding region: 1-360 (119 amino acids)
Source: RefSeq, a predicted model, not a curated record
AUGAAUGUUGCUGAUUCAUUUUACGAAACCUUUAAUAAAUCUUUAGAAGGAUUCGCUCUGCAAACCGAAAAACUAAUAAAUGUAUCAAUAAAAUUUGCAUUAAAUUUACGAACGCAAUUUAAUCAAGCAACCGACACCUUCCAGAGUCCGAUCGAGUUCACUGAACUGCAAAUAACUCUGUUGAAGGUGUUGCUUUUGAUAUUGUUAACAAAUUUGGUAUUGAUUGGAUUUGCUUGGCGUAAAUUUGGUCAAGUUAUAACAGAAAAGUUUGUUGAACCAAGCACCUUGAAAGAAAUUGAAGAACUUAAACUUUCUGUAGCGAAACUUAAACUUCCCAAAGAGCAUUCGCCAAGAAUUUAA